Molecule: messenger RNA, 2978 nt
Organism: Acipenser ruthenus (sterlet)
Lineage: Eukaryota; Metazoa; Chordata; Actinopteri; Acipenseriformes; Acipenseridae
Product: intermediate filament protein ON3-like
Exons: 9
Coding region: 125-1906 (593 amino acids)
Biological process (GO): keratinization; intermediate filament organization
Cellular component (GO): keratin filament
Molecular function (GO): structural constituent of skin epidermis
Source: RefSeq, a predicted model, not a curated record
UCAGAGAGAUUGAAUCUCCUUCUUGAUCCGCUCACUGACUCUUCACUUUCUCUAGCUCUCUGUUUCUCUCUUCAUGCCAGCUUGCACUAGUUUGACAAACUAAAAGAAAAAACUAGAACCAAAGAUGACUUCCACCAUUCGUAUGACCACGACCAAGAGCAGCUCUGGAGGCUCCGGAGGCUUCAAAGGAUCAGGAGUGAGCUUCAGAAGCAGCAGCGGUGGCGGUGGCGGUGGCGUUGGCUUUGGAAGCCGUUCCUUGAUCAUGCCAAGCCGGUCCAGGAUGAGCGUCGUGUCCUCAUCGUUCGGCGGUGGUCGUGCUGGUGGUGGCGGUAUGGGAUAUGGAGGUGGAGCCAGCUUCAGCUCCAUGUCAAGCUACGGCGGCAUGGGUGGUGGUGGCGGCGGCUUUGGCGGAGGGUAUGGUGGCGGCAUGGGGAUGGGUGGCGGCAUGGGGAUGGGUGGCGGCCUGGGGAUGGGUGGUGGUUUCGGUGGCGGACACGGUGGCGGUUUCGGUGGCGGAGGUUUCGGUGGCGGCAUGGGCGCCCCCAUCACCGCAGUGACCGUCAACCAAAGCCUAUUGGCCCCCCUCAACUUGGAGAUCGACCCCAACAUCCAGGUGAUCCGCUCCCAGGAGAAGGAGCAGAUCAAGGGCCUCAACAACCGCUUCGCCUCCUUCAUCGACAAGGUCCGUUUUCUGGAGCAGCAGAACAAGAUGCUGGAGACCAAGUGGAAUCUAAUGCAGGGACAGACCACCACCAAGUCCAACAUCAACGCCAUGUUCGAGGCGUACAUCGCCAACCUGCGCAGGCAGCUCGACUCCCUGGGCAAUGACAAGAUGAAGCUGGAGAGCGAUCUGUCUAAUAUGCAGAACAUGGUGGAGGACUUCAAAAACAAAUACGAGGAUGAAAUCAACAAGCGUGCCAGUGUGGAGAACGAAUUCGUCCUGCUGAAGAAGGAUGUUGAUGGUGCUUACAUGAACAAGGUUGAGCUGGAAGCCAAGGUCGAUGCGCUCCAGGAUGAGAUUAACUUCCUCAGGGCCAUCUACGAAGAGGAGCUUCGCGAGAUGCAGUCCCAGAUCAAGGACACCUCGGUGGUGUUGGAGAUGGACAACAGCCGUAACCUGGACAUGGACUCCAUCGUGGCCGAAGUGCGCGCUCAGUACGAGGACAUCGCUGCCAAGAGCCGUGCCGAGGCUGAGAGCUGGUACAAGCAGAAGUACGAGGAGAUGUCCACCUCCGCCGGACAGUACGGUGAUGACCUGCGCAACACCAAAUCUGAGAUCGCCGAACUGAACCGCAUGAUCAGCAGACUGACCUCUGAGAUUGAAUCUGUUAAGGGCCAGCGCGGAAACCUGGAGGCUCAGAUCGCUGAGGCAGAGGAGCGCGGGGAGCUGGCAGUGAAAGACGCCAAGGCCCGUAUUGCAGAUCUGGAGGCCGCUCUCCAGAAAGCCAAACAGGACAUGGCCCGCCAGGUCCGGGAGUACCAGGAGCUGAUGAACGUCAAGCUGGCCCUGGAUAUUGAGAUCGCCACCUACAGGAAACUCCUGGAAGGAGAGGAGAGCAGAAUCAGCUCAGGCGGUGGAGCAGUCACAGUACACAUGCAGCAGAGUGUAUCUUCAUCUGGAGGCGGAUUCGGAAUGGGAGGAGGCGGCGGCGGAUACGGCAUGGGAGGAGGAAUGGGAGGAGGAAUGGGAGGAGGAAUGGGAGGAGGCGGCGGUGGAUUCGGAAUGGGAGGAGGAGGCGGCGGCGGUGGAUUCGGAAUGGGAGGAGGAAUGGGAGGAGGAAUGGGAGGAGGCUCUAUGAGUGGUGGAGGAUACGGAGGCUUUAGCGGCGGCAGCAGCGGCGGUGGUGGUGGCAGCAGCAAAGUGUCCUAUUCACAAUCCUCCACGACCAAGACCAAGCGCUACUAAAACCGUCUACCCCCCCCCCCCCUUCGAGAACGGGUUUCGGCCUCUUCAGUUCACACGUUUCUCUCCAACAGACCACCAAUCAGUCCGAACAGUCUAGUACCCCUUUAGAACCCUCUCCCUGACCCCCCCAUUCCUAUCUCUCUAUCCCCUCAUCUUUCUAUCGGUCCUGUUCUCGAUCAGUUGGCGCCUCAGUCAACUAUCUUGUUUUUUUUUUUUUUUGGAAAAGCGAAACUCUAACAUCCAAAGAAAUAUGUUGCAAAUGUUUGUGUUGGGGAUGGAUGGGGGUGGGGGGUUCUCCGUUUUUAAUGUUCUGUAUUGGGCUUCUUCUGUCGCCCCACCCCCCCAGUAAACCUCAAAUUGCCUGUCUUAUGCUUGUCUGCCAGUCAGUCUGUCCCUAUCGAUCAAGCAAGUAAGCAUUCCUCCGGUCGAAAAUGCAGUCAACUGCAUAAGCUGCAGGGUCCAUUAUGCUACAGUGAUACCUCUCGGCUUGAGGGGAGCUAAGUUAAUAUACUGUUAUUUUAGCACUUGCACCUUCUAGAGACUCUUGUUAGAACAAGACUGUAAGGUGCAAUAAUUUACUGGGUGUGAAUCUAAGAGGGGAAAAAGCACCAGGUUUGUACCACUAGCUAUGGUACACAAGCUUAAUGUAUUCUUUAACCCUCAAGCACCAGAGGGGCAGGAAGCUUGGGUCAACUUGAAAGCCUUCUGUGUUUAAACCCCACACCCUGUUCUGGACAUCACUGAGCACUGGAGCUUUAAAAGAAUGAAUUACAAAGCGAAUUCAUUUACACCAGCCCCCUUUCUAGGUAGUGGGUGUGGAUACGGUUAUAGUCCCCAUUCCCAAGCAGAGUCUCUUGUGCAGAGAAUGGGCAUUAGCUGAUGAGGUUUUGUCCCCACCACUCCUACCUUCCAGGGAUCACUGAGUGUGAGCUCCACUUUCUAAGCAACCCGACCAGAGUUUAGAAUGAAACAGAUCGACAAACUGACUGACUGACUCUUUGUGGACAGAUUGUAUGAAUGCAUUUGGCUUUUGUAACAACAUCUCUCCAAUAAAUCUGAGUUUCUAAAUGAA